GCUGAGGGAACCGCGGGAUCCUUCGUACCCCAGAGCAGAGCGGCGGCCCCGGCCCCGGCGGGAGAGCGGCGCCCGGCCCGGCCGCUGCGGCCCCGGCAUGUUCAAAAACACGUUCCAGAGUGGGUUCCUCUCCGUGCUGUACAGCAUCGGCAGCAAGCCGCUCCAGAUCUGGGACAAAAAGGUGCGUAAUGGCCACAUCAAGCGGAUCACGGACAACGACAUUCAGUCGCUGGUGCUGGAGAUUGAAGGAACCAAUGUCAGUACCACAUACAUCACAUGUCCUGCUGACCCAAAGAAGACUCUGGGCAUCAAGCUACCUUUCCUAGUGAUGAUCAUCAAGAACCUGAAGAAAUACUUCACUUUUGAAGUGCAGGUGCUAGAUGACAAGAACGUACGCCGGCGUUUCCGUGCAAGUAACUACCAGAGCACAACUCGGGUGAAGCCUUUCAUCUGCACUAUGCCCAUGAGGCUGGAUGAUGGCUGGAACCAAAUCCAGUUCAACCUGUCAGACUUCACACGUCGGGCUUAUGGGACAAAUUACAUUGAGACCCUGAGGGUUCAGAUCCAUGCCAACUGUCGCAUCCGACGGGUCUACUUCUCUGACCGGCUCUACUCAGAGGAUGAGCUUCCAGCUGAGUUCAAGCUUUAUUUGCCUGUCCAGAACAAGGCCAAGCAAUAACACCACAUUGGGAAGAGGUGGAGGAAAUGUUUGGGGUCAGAAGAAAAACAAAUGCUCAUGGAAGUGAAGUGCCUCCAAAGAGGGGAUUCCUCCCAGCAGGAAUAGUGAGGUUAAGUGUGCCCUUUUGAAGAUACCAAUUUUAUUUUUUUCUUUCCUUGUUUUCCGUCUCUUAUUUUAUAUAUGCUCUAAAUAUGGAUGCAAAAUGCAUUCUUGGAAAAUUAUUAAACGUUUGAUUCCGUAAGUCUGCUCCUGA
This is a messenger RNA of Calypte anna (Anna's hummingbird), 932 nucleotides long. RefSeq names its product cilia and flagella associated protein 20 (gene CFAP20). The record is from RefSeq and is a predicted model, not a curated record. The coding region runs from base 98 to 679 and encodes 193 amino acids. Gene Ontology annotation, cellular component: ciliary basal body; motile cilium. The transcript has 6 exons. Gene Ontology annotation, biological process: regulation of cilium beat frequency involved in ciliary motility; cilium assembly; positive regulation of cell motility. Lineage: Eukaryota; Metazoa; Chordata; Aves; Apodiformes; Trochilidae.